Molecule: messenger RNA, 1320 nt
Organism: Colletotrichum lupini
Lineage: Eukaryota; Fungi; Ascomycota; Sordariomycetes; Glomerellales; Glomerellaceae
Exons: 5
Coding region: 1-1320 (439 amino acids)
Source: RefSeq, a predicted model, not a curated record
AUGUCGCCCUUGAUCUUCUAUAGUGAUUUCGAGACUGCCUGGUCGAACACGGGCACGAAGAGGGAGCGCUUCGGGGAAAACCAAGCGGACAAGCAAUGGGCAGCAUUCGUUGAUCUGAUCAACAGGCCUUGGUUCUCGCGGCGUUGGACGGUUCAAGAGGCUGUUUUAUCUAACCAGAAAUACGCUCACUUGGGUAGCCGGACCUUUUGUUUGGGCUAUCUCGUGUGGCUCUGUGGGUUUGGGUCUCUUCAGCUGAAAUUCUACCACUUACAUAAAGAGCCAUUAGAGUAUAGCGAAUGCCGAAGAUGCAUUUACGAGAGGAGACAAACCAUCUCUCACUUUGGAAAGGCCAUUAGACAACUUUCAGGACUCGAGUCUUUUGAUGCCCGAGACGGUGUUUAUGCCUUCUUGUCAAUGGCAAGUGACAUUGACACGGAGGAAUGGUUUCCAGACUACUCAGACCAAGCUACAACUAUGCAGAUCUUUGCCAAAGCUGCAUUGCAUAUCAUACAACAGACUGGAAGUCUAGAUAUCAUCUGUAGACGCAUACACGACAGGUCCUUCUCUCUCUCUGUCAGCCACCCUUCCUCCUGGAUCCCGUGGUAUGGCCUUCAGACCAUCGACUUUAUGCCCGAACAUUCACAUUGGUUGUCGUCCAAAGCCCUGCCCGACAGGCAGUAUUGCUCGACUCGAUGGAGAGAGAUGAUCUUCUGCGACGGAUGCCACAGCAAAAUACAAGGCACAGGGUACGCGUGCGUCGACUGCGAGAAAGUCGAUUUCUGCUACAAAUGUAUUGGCACGGGCGGCAUCGUGGCACCUCAUCACAGCCCCACUCAUCGAUUCAAGGCACACAACAACGCGGUCUACUUCGCCUCCGGCCAUUUCGCUGCCCUCGCGCAGAGAUACUCUUCUCAAGAAAAUCUUCGUAACGCCUGCUCAAAGUCAAAGAAUCAUCUGCAACUCGUGGUCCGAGGCUUCUUCGUGGACACAAUAACAAACAUCGGCCUUGGAGGCGUUGUUCAGCGCCAUGUCGACGGUUUUAGGGUCGAAUCGCCUUGGGAGAAUUGGAUUCCGUUGCUGAGAUUAGAUGAGAUUGAUGGCCUCGGCAAUGAAAGAAACUUGAAUGCGGCAUUUCUUAGAGCGCUGUUCGUGAAGAUAUUACACGCGAAUUUCAGCGAUGGCCAGUGGGCGUGCGAUAUGGAGCACACAACUCAACUUCUGUCUUCAAUGGAGGUCAUGGUAUCUAUGAUCGAAGACUGGCAACUUCAACGAAGCAUCUGGGUUUCGUGCCCCCGGAAACUAGCAAAGGAGAUCGCGUAG